CCCCUCUCUCUUUCCUCUCCUCCCCCCCUCUCCGCCCCCUCUCCCGCCUCUGACCCACUGCGCACGCGCGUAGCCCGCGUUUUUUUCCCCAGUCGCCGGUAGAUGUCUUCCUCUUCCAGAAGAUGCGCUCAGCCCCCUCCGCGUCUUCUCCAUUCCGGAUCGAUACCGCGAAAGCGGUAAGUGGGGGGGGGUCGCUGACCGGAAAUGGCCGCGUGACGUCGCCGGCUCGCGGCACGUGCCGGUUGCUAGGCGAUGAGAGGUAAACAAAGGCGGUCGCCAAGGUGACGGCCCAGCUGCUGCUGCGGGAAGAUGGAGGGGCUGAGAGAAGGCGGCAUCGCGGGGAUGGCACCGGCACGGGAGCGAGCCACGGACGAGACCUCUACGCAAGGGGAAUCGCACGAAGCCGAAGGAUUAUCCGGUCAUCGAGACCUCGCAGAAGAUGCCCCCGGUCACCUGGUUCACGCACAGGAGGUGUCCACUAUCGAAGACCAAGCUGAAGGCAUCUCACAUCUUCAAGAUGAGACUGACGUGUCUCAGCACACAGGUGAAACCGACACGCCUCAAAUGCAACAUCAGACGGACAUUCCUCAUCGAGAUCAAUCAAAAGACACCACCGAUUUUCCAGGAGACACAUCCGACCUUCGGGAGCAAUCAAAAUACACCACCAGCAGUCGAGGGCAAGAGGAAGACACCGCCGAUCUUCAGGAUCAAGCACAAGACGCCACCAACCUCACAGUCCGGGAGGACACCGCCCCGGGACACUCACGUCCGUCACAAGACUCCGCACCUUCGUUCGAACGCCAGACGCCGCUGGCGAGUCCUCUGGGAGGGCGUCUGCACAUUCCGCUCCCGAGCGACCCUCUCGCCCGCGACUGGAGCGGCACGGACCCUGCUGCUCCACCCCACAACCUCUACCUGCUGCACAACCUGCUGCCCACACUCGUGCCCGCCAUGGAGCAGCUACUGGUGGAGGCUGAGCGCAGGGGUCUGACGGGGAAACCCUCCCAGGACCCUCGCGAGCCGGGCUCCGCAGCCCUCCUCCUGGACCGGGGGUCCCAGUCCGAGGCAGGAGGCGACGUGGAGUUCCUCGGGGGCGGCCCUGGGGACUCCGACCACGUCCCGGCUCGGGCCGCGCUCAGGGACGCGGCGUGGGGGGAAGACAGCGGGCCCCUGGCUCGCUUCAACCCCGCUGACCAGCUGGCGCGGCAGCUGAUGCGGGACAACCCGCGCUGGAAUCACGGAGGUGCCCCAGACUCGCCCUACCUGCGGGGGCUCGCCCAGGCCGCCGGGGUCGACGUUGGGAGGCCUGGGCCGCAGGGUUUACAGUGACCGCCCGUUGACAUGGAGGCGACACGCGCGACACGCGCCCCAUUUGCCGGUCCACGCGCCCAAUUUGCCGGUCCACGCGCCCCAUUUGCCGGUCCACGCGCGUGGGACGCGUUUGUUGUUCGAGUCUAUUAUUUAGCAGACCUCCAGAAUUUCAAUCGGUCCGCUUGGCUUUUCGUUCAAUAUUAAUCCAGCGGCAUUGUACUUAAGCGAGCAUUUUCUUGACCGGCUAAGGCUUUCUGGGUCUCAUCAAUUUACACAGUACCCAUGAUCUGCAACGACGCAUAAUGAGAUUGUAUACUUUAUUAUAUAGUGUUUUGCAGUAAGAAAAUAGUCUGAAUACAUAAGAUGUUACGCCAGUGGGAAAGGUAACGCGCAGGCCGCCCGUGUAUAGGGAGGGUCUUGGCCCCCCAAUGAGAGCAGUGGGGAUCGUGGGGGUCUCCAGCCCCCGGGGUCCCGAAUUCACUUCCCACCACAGCGUCUGUGAUGAGGAAGGAACUCUAGAGGAAUUAAACAAUUUGUCAUCUGGCUCACCGGGGGGAUGUGAGUGAUAAUCAAACACGCAUUUUGUUUAACCAGGAAGGCCCAAUUGAGUUCUCGAGAUUAUUUUUGUCAAAAUAUUUGAAGUUUUCAAGUUUACAGUAUUUUGAUUCACCAGGUGAGAAUGCAAUAGGCCAGGAUAGUCUCGCUUGCAAUAGAAACGGGAAGCAUCAGUCUGCCAGUAAGGGGCAAUGAUUUGCUGGGUAUAAUUCCAAUUGAGAAAUGUGCGGUGCAAUUUUCUAAAUUUAGAAAAUGUGGAGAGAGUCCUGCAUUGGGAUGUUCGGUCGAUUCCAUGCAAUAGAGUUUGGUUUCGUUUGGGAGGAAACUGAAGAUCCCAGAAGAAGACUGGUGGAUUCAGGAAUCUAUUGUGCUGCUCUUACCAUCUCGCGGCCCAAGUCUACGGCCCUCGUGUUUCCAAGUCACCCAUCCAAGUACGGUACUAACCAGGCUCAAAGUAGCUUCGCUUUCCAGGCAGUCACCCAUCCCAGAUGUAUUGUUGUCUAUAACAGUUCCCGUACCCCGGUCAUACAUUUCGUAGCGGCCUCUUGUGGCUGGACGUGGCACCUGAACCCAUUACACACAACGUAUACUAAUAAAAUAAAAUGUUCUGA
Molecule: messenger RNA, 2477 nt
Organism: Petromyzon marinus (sea lamprey)
Lineage: Eukaryota; Metazoa; Chordata; Hyperoartia; Petromyzontiformes; Petromyzontidae
Gene: EFCAB5
Product: EF-hand calcium binding domain 5
Source: RefSeq, a predicted model, not a curated record